Molecule: messenger RNA, 555 nt
Organism: Eremothecium gossypii ATCC 10895
Lineage: Eukaryota; Fungi; Ascomycota; Saccharomycetes; Saccharomycetales; Saccharomycetaceae
Gene: CWC15
Product: U2-type spliceosomal complex subunit CWC15
Exons: 1
Coding region: 1-555 (184 amino acids)
Biological process (GO): mRNA cis splicing, via spliceosome
Cellular component (GO): catalytic step 2 spliceosome
Molecular function (GO): RNA binding
Source: RefSeq, marked provisional
AUGACAACGUCGCAUAGGCCUCAGCUAGAAGCCAGGAGUGGUACUAAGAGCGGGGUGGCGGGAGAAUAUGUACCGACAGGCGUUAAACAUGCGCGACUGCUGCCUGGGCACCGGACGGUCAAGCGGCGACGGGAAGGCGGGGCCACGGCGGAGGACGAGGAGCGCGAAAGGGCCGGCGCUGAGACGAGGACUGUGGACUGUAAUGAGGGGACGGACGAACUGGCGGGUGAGGGGCGCAGCGCGGGCUCCGGGGACGGCGAUGAGGCGAGUUCCGCGGAGGACAGCAGCGACGCGGACGACGAAGACGACGUAGACAACCCCGAGGAGCUGCGGCGGGAGCUGGAGGCGCUGCGGGCGAGCAAGACGGGCGCGAAGACGGGCGCGAAGACGGGCGCGAAGACGGGCGAGAAGGGCGCGGGUGGCGGCGGGUGGCGCGCGGGAGCGGUGUUCGGACGGCAGAAGCGGCGGCGGGAGCAGGCGGAGGGCCGGGCGUACAGGAACGACGUGACACAGAGCGAGUACCACCAGGACUUCCUGCGGCGACUGACAAAGUAG